Molecule: messenger RNA, 1885 nt
Organism: Eupeodes corollae
Lineage: Eukaryota; Metazoa; Arthropoda; Insecta; Diptera; Syrphidae
Exons: 8
Coding region: 506-1792 (428 amino acids)
Source: RefSeq, a predicted model, not a curated record
CCCCUCCAUUUUAUCAUACAAAUAAAGGCAAUUGACAAUUCUUUCAAUGAUUAUCUUGGAUAAGAUUUUCUCCAGAACUUUGAAACGAUUCAACUUCAGUCCCGCAAUGAGCUUCGCUGUUGAAAGACACCCUAUUACUAGUCCCUGUCUUUUUUUAAAAAUCAUUUUAUUUAUCCGAUUUUGAUUUGAAGAACUGAAACGAAGUUCAUUUUGACAUUUUAUACGUGUUCUGUACACAGUUCGAUGACAGUGCCCCCAUGUGGAUUCGUUAAUAAAGUGAGAACCAGAGAAAAUAAAAGUUACCGUAUCACAAACUUACACAGAAGGAAACAGAACCUUCAUUAGUUAGAAAAAAUCAAUAACAAAGUGUCAUCUCGUUUUUCAACAUAGCAAAACAUAUCUAACACUUUUGUGUAUUUUCACUUGUGUCAUCGGAAACAUUGAAUACUAUCUUACGAUUCCCUUGGAAUCAAGAUUUCCGGGCGAGUACUUGUUAACAAAGAAAAUGGGUGUCAACGACCAAUCUCCUACAUCCAAACUAUCCCUUGAAACAUUUCAGGAUAUUUUUGGAAAACUUGAGCCGGGAUUGGUAAUUGAUUCGUAUGAAGAAGCACAGGGAUCUGGUCGUGGAGACAAUUACACCGCUACUCUGUACCGCAUCCAAUUGACGGGUCAUCGUAUGGGCACAUCAUCAGCUGCUGAUGAUGAUGAAGACAAGCAGCAGAAGUGGGAAAAAAGCGUAAUAUGCAAGAGACUUCCGGAAAAUACAGCUAGACGGGAGGCAUAUAAAAGUGAUAAGCUUUUUAGGAAUGAAGUUGAAUUUUACACAAACUUAAUGCCAGAACUGAUACGAUACCAAAGGACUAAAACAGAUCGCACAUUUCAAGCAAUUCCUAAAUGUUACCUUGCACGCCAAGAUCUUUUAAUUAUGGAGGAUCUUCGUACUCGUGGUUUUAAAAUGCCCGAUCGAAAAAAUGGUUUGAGUGUUGAUGAAGUUAAUAGUGUACUAACUGAGGUUGCAACCUUACAUUCGCUCAGUUUAGCCUACAAAUUUCAAAAUCCCAAACAAUUUCAAAACCUAAAGGAGAUUAUCACAGAGGGUUUAUUUUGUUCUACAAAUGAACUGUGGUAUAAAAACUAUUACGAACAAUUGACCAAUAAUGCGAUAAAUAUGGUUUCAGAUGUCCUCCCUAGUGACUCAAAAUAUGUUCGUGCCAUGAAAGAUUUUAUUGGAAGUCCAUCAUUCUUUACGCAAAUGAUUGAAAUUGUUCAUACUGAAUCACAAUUAUCGGCGAUCUGUCAUGGGGAUUGCUGGGCAAAUAAUUUCCUAUUUAAGUAUAAUUGCAAUGGAGAUGUUCAAGAGGUUUGUUUAGUAGAUUUCCAACUUAUUCGAUAUAGUUCAAUAGCAUUGGACAUUGCCAACUUACUUUAUUGCUGCACUAGCAAAUCAAUGCGUGAUGAACAUUUGUGUUCUUUUACCAAACACUACACCACCGAACUGUAUAAAUCGCUCAAAGUACUCUGCAAACUACCCGAAUUCCUAGAUACUGAAGAAAAGUUAGAAACGCUGUUUGCCACCGAAUUAAAGUCAUAUGGAAAAUUUGCUCUUGGUCUUGCUCUGGAUAUUAUCCCUAUCAGUACUUGUGCAUCGGAGGACGCUCCUGAUUUAUAUCUUGUCUCAAGAACAGAUUCUUCAUCUGGAGCACCAGAAUUAAAUUUCCCUCCAAAUGACUUGUGCCGCCAAAAAAUGUCAGAUGUUCUCAUCGAUAUGGUUGAUGGGGGAAUGGUUUAGAAACUCUCGCCAAAAGAAAAAUCCACGACAAUAGUUAAAUUCAAGUUCAAAAUAGCAACAAAACUCAAAUAAAAAUAUAUAAGGAUUCUUAAA